UCUGCUGUGGGUGUGUGCCAUGAAUGGAAUUCGCGAGGAGUGAGGAAGACAAAGAGACGCCGGCUGCCUAGUCCCACUGUUCCACCAGCGGAUUGCAGCGUCGGUCUACUGACUUUACCAGAUUCGUCGCCUGGGACGCUUCUCUAAAUUUUGUAUCAAGAUGAGACAGCCCGCCCCCGCCUACGGCCGCGCACCUGGCCCCGGCUUCGUCCAGAGUAUGGGGAGGCCAUCUGAUGUCGAGAUGGGCAUACCUCCCGCCGAGCCCCCCAUGGAAAACCCCUUCGCCGACAAGUACGUGCGAAUGGGUUUCAUCCGGAAAGUGUACGCGAUUCUCUCCGUGCAGCUGCUGCUCACAACGGCCCUUGUCGCUGCUUUUGUGUUUGUGCCGGAACUCAACAAGUUUGCGAAGAUGAAUGGCUGGAUUAGUCUUAUCUCGUUUUUAGCAGGCCUCGGUCUGCUGCUUGUUCUUAGCUGCUGCGGGGACCUGCAGCGCACCUUCCCGAUCAACUUCAUCCUGCUCUUUCUGUUCACGUUCUUCGAAGCGCUGGGAUUGUCCAUCGUAUGCGUGUUUUACAAGCGCGACGAAGUUUUCAUGGCAGUAGGAGUAACAGCGACAGUGUUCAUCCUGCUGACGAUUUUUGCGAUGCAAACCACCAUCGAUUUCACGGGAUGCACUGUCGUCGCGUUUGUCACCCUUAUACUCCUGACGAUCUUGGGAGUCGUGGCUGCGCUUUUCCGGUCGAAACUGCUUCAGAUGAUCUACGCCUGCUCCGGAGCUGCAUUAUUCUCCUUUUACAUCGUCAUCGACACGCAACUCAUCACGGGCGGCGCAAAUCGGGCCUACUCACUAUCGCCAGAGGAUUACAUCGCGGGCGCCCUGGGGCUCUACCUCGACGCCAUCAACUUGUUCCUCUACAUCCUGCAAAUAAUGGAUCACUUGAAAGGCGACAACUGAAUUGGAAGGGGGUGCUGCGGCCUUUGUCGCCGUCUCCACCUCCGUGCGCUUUGCGGCAGGCAGGACUCACUGCAGUGCCCAACGAGGGGGGCGAAGCAUUUUUGGCGCCCAGUCGUCGUCAGCGCCUCCUACGAUAAAGAAAAUUUUAGAACUGCUUUGGUGCAAAAGACGCCCGUGAUUUUAGUGAAUAAUUAGAAACCCACAUAGCCCCUCGCCGAGUAAGGUUUCGCUCAAAGCACGCGCUCGGUUUGAUUACCUGAUCCACCCACGUUCUCCCUGCGGAAAUAUUGUACGCGAUACAUUGAUGCGCAGUUUACGCGGUUCUGCGGUUUCCGCGAAGGUCGCACACUAAGCGGCAAUCCUCUCCUCCGCGCCAGCUUGGUCGCGGCGGAAGGAAAGGCUUACCGCAAGGCAAUUUUGCCUUUGCGUGUAGCUAAAGUUCUCCGAUUCGAUGUCCUUCCCAUUUUCUUCAGUCGUAGAUGAUGUCGAACUGAUACAGUCCACACGAUUUUCCCGAGAAGUUUGAUGCGAGCAGCAUUUGGAAAUAAUAGGGUGCAAGUAAACUAGUAUGCGUCCGAAUCUGUGCCGUCGUAAUCCCGAAUAUAAGCUUCUGGAUUGAUACCACAAAUGGAACCAGGGUUCGCUGCUUCAUGUAUACGCUUGUUAGUGUGACUCAGCUUGACUGGAAAAUGUCAUAGUGCGCAGUGAGUGUUGUGGCACUUAUUAUACAGGAGGGAUGAGAUAAGCACGUUGGCAGGUAGGAAGGCCUCAGGCCGUUUGCAUAAAUGACUACAGAAUUGGUAAAGCUUUCUUGUGCGCCGCCCAACUUCCUUUAGGCAUCGGGAACAGCUGAAUGGUGGAAGUUAAAGCUCUAGACGUCGGAUUGUUAAAAUGUAUCAUAUAGCAUUGUCGGUGGCAUGCGUACAUCCAGUACUAGUUAGUGCUCUGAAGGAGCGGUGGUUGUUUCGGAAUAGAGUUGCGCACCAAAAAUUCAUGCACAUCGAAUCCUUAAAGACACCCUGAAACACUUCUCGAGGAUAGUGAGAAAAUGUUGCCGAUCGGUCGCAGAGGGUACAUACAGCACGGAAUUUACAAUCCGCUGUCAAACACAGCGAGAAAUCGCUUGCUCUCCCUUCCUCACCGUGGUCACGUGGCGUCAUCUAAAGCACCAAUGAUACAGCCUUAUCUCGUGAUCGCGAGAGCAUUCUCCAUUAAUGUAUAAUCGCUAAUUUGUGGAUUAAAUAAAUGAAAAAUGUUGACGUGUGCAAUCGCACAAAGCUA
Molecule: messenger RNA, 2236 nt
Organism: Dermacentor andersoni
Lineage: Eukaryota; Metazoa; Arthropoda; Arachnida; Ixodida; Ixodidae
Product: protein lifeguard 1-like
Cellular component (GO): membrane
Source: RefSeq, a predicted model, not a curated record